This is a messenger RNA of Rhopilema esculentum, 4595 nucleotides long. Its product is annotated as carbohydrate sulfotransferase 1-like. Gene Ontology annotation, biological process: N-acetylglucosamine metabolic process; sulfur compound metabolic process. The record is from RefSeq and is a predicted model, not a curated record. NCBI's taxonomy places the organism in Eukaryota, Metazoa, Cnidaria, Scyphozoa, Rhizostomeae, Rhizostomatidae. Gene Ontology annotation, molecular function: N-acetylglucosamine 6-O-sulfotransferase activity.
AUGCCCGAUGCAACUUGACUUGCUUUCUCAGUCCCAACUCAUCUAUUUCAUUAAAAACCAAAUAAAGUGACUUCUUCAAUUCAUAAAUGCAUGUUGUCGAUAAUCUUUUGAUGAUGAAAAUCUUUAGGAUGAAAAUCAUAAAAUGAAUAUCUUUAUCGCUUUUUAAAACACUUUUAUGCCAGGAAAUAUGGUGGUGAAUCAAUUUAUAUUCAGUUUAAGUAAAAGCGUUGGCCCGGCGACAGUUUAUCAGAAGCAAAUCACAAUCUACAAAAAGUAAAUGGGAAGCAAGCAGGGUUUUGCACCUUCAGGUGCGUGGCAAACAUUUAACAUUUCUGCCAUUUCACGUGCAAAACGUUUCUUUGAAUUAUCUAAAUAGGCCAGACAUCAUCGUCUCGUUCAUUCUAGUUCAUUUGAAAUUUGGUAAAUUAUUAUUUCUUAUUACAUAAUAGUGUUGGCGUGAUAAUUCCCAGUGAUUGCGUUGCUCACAAUCCCAUUGGUAUCAUUAUCCCUCUAGCUAUCAGAUAACCCUUGCUCUUACCUCGUUCUGGCAACCCAGGCUCAAAUCAUUGGUGCCCAGUGUAUUAUAAUAAGUGUUACUGAUGUCACGCGCAGUAAUUGGUCUCGAUUAGGCAAGUAUACAACAAAUUAAAUGUUGACAGUCUAUGUGCACAUGCUUGAACGAACAUUAUUAUCUAGUGACCCAACCUUUGCAAGAACAAAUUUAGAUUCAUUUUAAGAUCACUUUCUGGGUAUCUCGGGUCAGUUAUUUCAUGAAAUUGAGUCAAUUAGGUGUUGAAUAUACAUUAAUUGCCUGUCUAUGCAAAAUAUUUCAGUGCAAAGAUAUCAUAUUGCAGUGCAAAGAUAUUCUGGGAAAUAGACCCGCCUGCUCCUUCGCAGUGAAUGAAAUAGAUAGCAAUGUGCCCUGCUCAAAUUCAUUGUCUGCCAGACAAUUAUAAUUAUGAGAACUUUGAAUCAUCCGAAAGCUCCUCAGUAGAGUUAGGCCUUUUCGUGUUUUUGUUGAUUAUGCCUUGUUUAUACAGUUUUCUUCUGUGUAAGUCUACCUAGGCUAAUUGAAAGCCCACCAUUCACCUAUUGUCUAAGCUUUUUGAAUAAUGAUAGAUAAUUUUUCAUUUUCAAACUAGUGAAACAAAUACAGUUUUUUGAUGGUCAACUGGAAAGUUUAUUGUUGCUGCUGCGACCUUAGCAGACCUUGGACAUUCCCAUAAUACCCUCGAAGUCAAUGCUUAGUUUUCCAGCUAAUUGAAAAGGUCACUGCACUGCCUCGAUAAAAUAGUGAGUCCUAAACCAUUAGCUUGCCAAUAAACAAAGUUGAUAUCAUACCGUCAAACAUCAAUACAUUGAGCUCUGAUUGGUCAAUUCGGGAAAUGGCUUGUUCUGAUUGGUUUUUGUUGAGAGUGGUAGUUUCAAACUGCCCUAGCGGCUAUCAGUCGGUACCUGUGUGUGUAUAUGAAUGAUCAAGCAGGUUUGACUCUCCAACAUUUUCAGAUGCCUCCGAGGUCAUGCUCGAGCAUCUCCAAGGAAAUGUACGCUUGAACAACGUUGGUAAUGUAAUCAGUGGCUUCUUCGUUUAAGGUUACUUUCAUAAAUGUGAUUUUCAAGCAUCGAAAACAGAGUUGAGUAUCGAUAACCGAGUAUUCUGUUUCGGAGUUUUUUACACCGGAGUCAUAGAUCACUACAUGUAUUCUAUUGUUAAAUUAUACGAUGGAUCGAAAGACUCUCUAACAUUUCAAAUAAAUUUACAUUAGAAGGGAGCCUGAAGAAAUUUCGAUAAUUUGAGAAAGCCUAACAUUUGACGCUCAGUGGCCUGUUAUGAAGACAUGGUACUGGAAACGCUUGGAAGGCCAAGAGAAACUGCUCUAUGUGUCGCUUUGCUUUUGGCUAUGUUCAUAAUUCUGUUCCUCAGUGGAUCAAGGCCGAGAUUCAACACAGAUUCUUCACUGUGUGAUCAGGUUCCAGAAAAUGAUCAGUCUAAAAGCAAGGAACUGGCAGAUUUGGAAUGCAGAGGCCCAAAUUGCUUGAGAAAUGAGUUGCUCUGCCCUAACUGCACAUCUUUGGAAAAGGAACUCAGUGAUUUACGACAAAAAGUCUCGAUGUAUGAAAGACUAAACAAAAUGCUGGAGUUCAACUCGUGGAUGAGCCAACACGGAAGCAAGAUGAGACAAAACAUAUUGAUUUUAUCCGGGGAACAUUGUGGAAGCUCUCUCCUCGGUGAGCUGUUUAACCAAAACCCCCAGGUUUUUUACCUUUACGAGCCUUUGCGCUCACUUGACUAUUACAGAGACAACAGGCCCCCAGAUGUUUAUGAUGCCAUGGUCACACAUUUGCUCGAUGGAAUCUUUCACUGUAAAUUUGACGAACUAACAUACUUUACAAACUAUAUGUCGUUCCAGUACAGCUCUUUGCGAAGCCGUCUAGCAAGCAGAGCCUUAUCUGUGCCACCGUUAUGCCCUGGAAACCACGACUAUCCUUGGUACAACAUAAGGAUGUGCACACCGUUGAAACCAAAGACUACUUCGGCAAUUUGCAGAUUGCAUCAACAUACAGUCACAAAAACAAUCCAAUUUAACGAUGUACACAAACUCUCUUAUCUUAUGGACAAGGAAAGCGCGGAAUACUCUCUGAAAGUAGUGCAUCUUGUUCGUGAUCCUCGUGCAAUUGUCUACACUCAUCUAAUGAGUAGCGAUAACUCUACUGGCAACCAUACUGCGGCAGCCGUGAAGGAAUUCUCAAGGUCACUGUGUUCUCAAAUGCUGAGAAACAUAAAGUAUGCUAUUACUGCGCCCUCUUGGCUGCAAGGCAAGUAUACAUUGCUGCGUUACGAGGACUUAGGCACAAAUCCCCAUCAGAUAACGGAACUUGUUUAUAAAUUUGUCGGUGUCCCGGUAGCCCCACAAGUUCGAAUGUGGCUCGAUAAGUUAGCUUACGGGACAACAACUAAACCUCCACAGUACAGCUCUUCAACUUCAGGAUCAAUCGAGGAAUUCUACGCUAAGAACCUCACAGGGUCAGUUCAAAACUGGCGCGUGCAGAUGCAAUAUUCUAUUGUGAGGGUGAUCGAAACUGAAUGUUACGAAGUCAUGAAUCUCCUGGGGUAUAAAAUUGUCGAUGAUGAAGAGGAAUUAACUACGUUGAGCUUCUCUUUAGUAGAUUAAGCUGAUCCUAGCUAUUCAUGUUGUGUAUACAAAAAUGAACAACACCAACUUCCUAACAAGCUAACAAGGCAAAGAGUAACAAAUACGCAUGCAGAUCCUUAAAAAAUAUCAACAAUCAUUGACUUUUUUAAUUUUCAUACAAAUAGUAACAGAUCACUGUAAAUUUUAAUAAAGUUCAAAUACUCAGGACCUCGCCAAAUGAUGAUAACCCGCAUUCCUUAUCUUGAAUAUCCCAUUCUUUGCGAGAAUCCUUUAAAUUCAACUUUCUUUAUAACUAAUAAUAGCGACCGCUUAUAUGAUUGCUUUUUAUAGAAUAUUAUUGUAUGUAUUUAUCAUCUGUUUAAUUGCCUAUAUUAGGUGUAAAACAUAAUCUAGAACAAGGAGAUUAUACUUUCCGCUGAAUAAUCAUUCAGUUCUGGCUUGGCAGGGAAUUACUCUUCUUAAAUUCUUACCAAGAUUUAAACUGAAAUUAUCAAAAGUUAAAAAGGACUCAUAUUAAUGAAAUAAAUAUUCUCAAUAAUAAAUGAAGUGAUAUAACCGCCGAUGUUCUAUAUUUAUGUGAUAAUAAUUAUUACUGGUGAGAAAGCUUUGGUAUCUUGUCGUAAUGAAUUUGUAAUAAUUUAUGAAUGUAAGAUUUGAUGUAAAAUCAAGAUUUUUAGAAUAAAUUUGACCCGCUGAUUUCUUUCAGAAUUAGUCUGCAUUGCUCGGCACCAGGUCAAACCUAAUGACAGUCUAGCCACGCCAAUUGAACGAGGCAGGUCACUUGAAUAGAAGGGCAAAUAGGUAAUAAUGGGCCUAUAUCUUUCGUUGCAAGUUGCGACUAUCUUUGAAAGAUCAAUAUGUUGAAACAUUAUGUGCUCAAUAGUAGUACGAACAAAAUUCUGUAGAAUUUGUGUCAGUUUCAUUAAAAUACUGAAUCGUAAGCAAAAGCUUAGAAUGUUGUUUUUCUUAAGGCCUAGUAAAAUACGGCCUAUUUUAUGGGACCUGCAUGUAGGGUCAAAUCGUCGCUCAAGCAGCCUUCCCAUAGUCAAGCACCCCGAAACGUCUAUGCUCACGGGGUGUACAAAUUCUUACACUCUGUAAUAAAAAGGGAGUUAUCUGUUGGUAAGGGAAAGAUGUAAAGACAAAAUUAGAUCUGAAGCCCUUCUCCGGGUCAAACUUGAAAUGACUGUUAGGGCAUUUUAGUAUUAAAUCAGGCAGUCUCAAAGCAAAAAAUAAGCUCUUUGUAGACUAGGAUAUGGAUCAUAAGAAAGCUUUUUGCAUUCCAUGGUGCUUUUCAUUGGUAUAUACUUCCAACAGGCCGUCUCCACAUUUCUGAAAUAGUAAAGGUAGAUGACUGUGACAGUUACUGUCAAAGGAAACUACAAAAGAAAGUUGUGCCUUUCAGGUACAAUCGUGGGAAGCAUUUAAAGAAAAAGAUUU